This is a messenger RNA of Xiphophorus couchianus (Monterrey platyfish), 2624 nucleotides long. Its product is annotated as gap junction alpha-5 protein-like. Gene Ontology annotation, molecular function: gap junction channel activity involved in atrial cardiac muscle cell-AV node cell electrical coupling. Lineage: Eukaryota; Metazoa; Chordata; Actinopteri; Cyprinodontiformes; Poeciliidae. The transcript has 6 exons. The record is from RefSeq and is a predicted model, not a curated record. Gene Ontology annotation, cellular component: connexin complex. Gene Ontology annotation, biological process: heart development; atrial cardiac muscle cell to AV node cell communication by electrical coupling; cell-cell signaling. Bases 44 to 1255 code for a protein of 403 amino acids.
CAGAAGGGUGAAUUAAAAGCUCCACGCCCAGCUUGAGUCAGUCAUGGCAGACUGGAGCCUUUUGGGAAACUUCCUGGAGGAAGUACAGGAGCACUCCACCUCUGUUGGCAAGGUGUGGCUGACCAUCCUGUUUAUCUUCCGCAUCCUGGUGCUCGGGACGGCAGCCGAGUCAUCAUGGGGCGAUGAGCAGGAAGACUUCAACUGCGACUCGGUGCAGCCGGGCUGCGAGAACGUCUGUUAUGACCGAGCGUUUCCUAUAGCACACAUACGAUACUGGGUGCUGCAAAUUGUAUUUGUUUCAACUCCGAGUCUAAUCUACAUGGGCCACGCCAUGCACACGGUUCGCAUGGAGGAGAAGAGGAGGAGCAGGGAGGAGGAGGAGGAUGCGGGUGGAGGAGAGAAAGAGGAAGACAAAGGAGGAGGUGAAAGGGGAGGAGGUGGAAGAAACAAGCAGGGAAGGAGUGCUGAGAAGGAUGAAGGAAAGGAAAAAGAUGAAGGUUCGUCUGCAGGUCGCGUUCGGCUGAGAGGGGCCCUGCUGAAGACAUAUAUACUGAGUAUUCUGAUCCGUACCAUCCUGGAGGUAGUGUUUUUGUGUCUGCAGUACUUUCUCUAUGGCAUCUUCCUCCAUCCUCUGUAUGUUUGCAAGGCGUUGCCGUGUCCGCAUCCAGUCAACUGUUAUGUCUCCAGACCCACUGAGAAAAAUGUCUUCAUUGUGUUCAUGUUGGCCGUUUCGGUCGUCUCCCUGGUGCUCAGCGUGCUUGAGCUGCAUCACCUGGCAUGGAGACACUGCUGCAGGAAGUUCUUCUCCUCAAAGAGUGUCACGUCUGCUAACACCUCCAUGGUCCGACAGAUCUCCAUGUCUCCACCUCGACCGUCAACCCCACCUCCUGAUUUCAAUCAGUGUGUGACUGGCUCCUCGCAAUUCCUCCCGCUCCCCUUCCCUAACAACGGACUGGCCUCUCAGCAAAACUCCGAGAACAUGGUGACGGAGAAGAGGGCCGCUGCAGUCGAGGAGGCAAACUUUCUCCACAUUAAUUAUUAUUCAACCAAAUGGGAGAACUGUGGAGACGGCCAGAUUCAAGACGGAGUGUACCUGAGUUCUGACAGUAACAGCUACAGUCCUGAGAGAAAAGACAUGAUGUGCCUCCAGAUCCAGAGCAAUGGCACAGAUGGGCUGCUGCUGAAGGACAAGCGAAGAUUCAGCAAAACCAGUGGAACAAGCAGCCGAACAAGAGCGGGCGAUCUCUCAGUUUAGAAAUCAAAUCACAGAUAGACUCCAGCUACAGUACCCUUUCAACAGGAUUCAUAACUCUUGACUUUUUUCUCACCCUCUUGUGAUUCCAUUGGCUUUACAAUUGGGGAUGUUGGAUUAGGAAAAUAAAGGCUUAAAUGCUUAAAUGCCACUACUACAGUUAACUACAGUGAUGAUGUGUUGAAGUUGAUGUACAAUUUAUGUGAAUGUGUCAGAGCUGCUGGGUUUGAUGAGAAUCUUUGAUAACUGUCUUGGUUACUGAUUCACUGAAACCAGGACAGUUUCAGUGAAUCUUGUCUUCAGACAGUAGCUACAUUUCCACCAUAAAUGUGUCUAAAUCUUUGUCUAUUCUGCUAAUGUAAAAAAAAAAAAGACAAUUUCUCAAUUUCAAUGUUUCCGUUAAAUUAGAAAUGAAAUAAAAAUCACAUUAAGCUUGUUCACAUGAUAAGUCAUUAAAAAUCAUAGCAACAAUGGAUGGAAACAAUUACAUGAGAUAUAUUCAUGUUUCAAACAUGGCCCUAGUGCUGGUAUCAGCUAUCGCAGAAGACAUCUGCGUUUUAUUCAAGCUUCGGGCCAACAAGCACCUGAUAGUUGGGAACAACUAGGUAUGAGGCAUUUUGAGGAAAGUGGUCAGUGAUUUUACAGAAGAGCUAUGAAUUCAACACUUUGGAAUGACACGACUUUGAGAUGCUGUGAGAGCGCUGGUGGAGCCAGCUGCUCAUUGUCUAUAAAGUAAAAGACAAGCCAUCAUUCUCCUGCCACUUCCUGUUGUCUUCUUUGUCAUUUUAGCCAGUAGUAACAUCUAGCUGUUGAUUGCGUGAGUCAUGUGAUAUAAAUAAAGGGUUUUUUCAUUGCAGUUUCACAAAGUACCUCUAUUUCAAGAGAGCCAAAGAAAUCACCUGAUUCUAGCACAAAACCUUUUAUCAAAAAACAUGCGAUUUUGAGAAAUUGUCGUAUUUCCUCCAACAUAUUUUUGUACUUUCAAUUUGCACUUUUCUAUGGUUAAUGGAAACACGCCUAUUGAUAGCCUCUCAAACGAUUUCUGUAGUUCUUUUUAGACGAGGUGCUAUGAAGUUAUUAGUAGGUCCCUCAUCUGUUGCACAAAACGUAAUAUAAGCAUGAGAUUGUUGGUCACAUAAACACAUUGUUGGUGUGGGGGAAGCUAACGGCUAGCUACACAUGUACCAUCUGUUACACUUGGUGCUGUUUUCUUUUUAGAUUUUGAAAUAGUAAUAAUAGUAUUGUUAUUUGUUACUGCAGAUCACUUGGAAAUCAUCAGUCUAUUCUAGCUAUGCCGAGAAUGGAGUAAAUCAUUAGAUUUUGUAUCACUUGUACUACAGCAUACUUUGGUAAAAUAAAAACCUUUGCUCUA